Molecule: messenger RNA, 492 nt
Organism: Phaeoacremonium minimum UCRPA7
Lineage: Eukaryota; Fungi; Ascomycota; Sordariomycetes; Togniniales; Togniniaceae
Exons: 1
Coding region: 1-492 (163 amino acids)
Source: RefSeq, a predicted model, not a curated record
AUGGCCCGGGAUGGACCAGGUUUCUUCCAAGGCGAUGGGGACUGGGAUCUGCUCAGCUACGUCCGAGGUAUGGCGAACUUUGAAGGAAUGACGGACGAUGAUGAGGCUAGAGCACAAAGAUUGAAAGAGCUCAAUGACGGCGAGUUUACCGACGUCUUCGAUGAGCUGUACCAGGAAUACAGGGAGUACAAAGCCAGCAAGUCCAUGUGGAACGAAGAUGGAGAGAGGGCGCUCGUUCUCUUCUGCAUUGUGGCCAUGGAGCUCGGGGUCAUCUUCACCAAGAAGCAGCUCUAUCUCUUGCGAAGUGUUGCUCGCGAUCUGCCGACGGUGUUUGAGCAGAUGUUGGUGGUAGCAGCAGCCGACGAGUACAAGAACAACGGAACGCCAUGGGUCAUGGAGAGCCAUGUCGACUAUCCCCACGUUCAAAGCUCUGGGAGACACUGGGACAGCGACUUUCUCGACCCAUUCGUCUAUCUAAGUGGGCCUGGGUAA